AUGACUCUACAUAUAAAUCAAGAGAGAUUGAUACACUUCAUCAAAUACCAUCAGCUUUGGGGAAUCGUGGAGCCUAGAUUCGGUUAUUGGAGAAUCAAUAUGAAGUACCUGUGGAUUGCAUUUUUGAUUGCGGCCGUUGCUGCACAGGCGCUAGGCAAGCAUGUCUCUGAAGAAUAUGAAUAUCUCAUGACUGAAAAUGGCAAAGUUGGCUUAUUUGAUGCAGACUCAAGGUCUCCUCGACAUCUCAGGAGCUACACCUCACAGUUACACACCUUCCUCGAUGUAAAGCUGAGAAAACUCUUGAAGGAGGGCAAUGCUACCUUGGGAGUCCCCAUUAUGGAUCCACUCGACAAGCCGGAAUUGGCUAUUGAACUCGAUGAGAAGAAGGCAAAGGUCAAUGUAUCUAUCAAUAAUCUGCACGUUGAGGGCCUUACUGAUUACAAAGUGGAUACGGCUAAGGUCAGUAUCUUUCCGACGAAAAUAACCGUCGGGCUCACGUUCCCGGAGAUCAAGCCUAGUGGAAAAUACUCGGUGAAAGGAGUGGUUAUGGAUGGUGUUAAUGUCUAUGGAGAUGGAGAAUUCCAAGUAAAUAUUAAAAACUUCUCAGUCCAGACAGUAGUCGCUGUAAGUCUCGAAAACGGAAUCAAAGUCAAGUCAAUUAAACUUGAAAUCUCCCUGGGAGGUCUCGAGCUCAAAGCCACUGGAAUUUUCAACGACGAGAACACCUCUAUCCUUCUCAGUGAAAUCAUCUCGGACAUGGCACCACAACUGAUUUCGGACUACCAUGACGAGAUAACUACUAAUGUUUCUGCAUUUCUCGUUGAGAUUGCCAAUGUUUUUCUUAAUGGAAAACAUAUCAGUGAUAUCACCGCAAUCCUCGGUUGAUUAAUUUGAUCGCUAGUACUUAAUACAAUUUUGUACAAAAUAAUACUUAUAUUCAUUUUUUGUAUGUA
Messenger RNA from Diachasma alloeum, 953 nucleotides. RefSeq lists its product as uncharacterized. NCBI's taxonomy places the organism in Eukaryota, Metazoa, Arthropoda, Insecta, Hymenoptera, Braconidae. The coding region runs from base 1 to 885 and encodes 294 amino acids. The transcript has 6 exons. The record is from RefSeq and is a predicted model, not a curated record.